GAUUAUCUCCCGUUCCCACGCACAAUACACAUACACACUCAACUCAAUAUCCGUUUCCCCCAAUUUCCCUCCGCCAUGGCUGCUCUCCUCCAAACCCUCGUCGUCCCGCGCCCUUCCGCCUCUCUCAGAUCCACCUCCUCCCCCUUCUCUAACUUCUCCGGACUCAAGAUCCAGCCACCUCGCCCCUCCGCCAACCUCACUUCAACUCCCAAACCCUCGCGACUUCGCUCUAGUAGAAUCGUCUGCGAGGCGCAGGACACAGCUCUCAAAGCGCCUCCUGCUGUUACCGAUUCAACUUGGCAGUCUCUGGUAAUCGAAUCCGACCUACCCGUUCUCGUUGAGUUUUGGGCUCCGUGGUGCGGGCCGUGCCGCAUGAUCCACCCUGUCAUCGACAAGCUGGCUCAGCAAUAUGAUGGGAAGCUCAAGGUGUACAAGGUUAACACUGAUGAAUCCCCUUCGAUUGCCACCCAAUACGGAAUCCGGAGCAUUCCAACAGUCAUGGUGUUCAAGAACGGUGAAAAGAAAGAAGCAGUGAUUGGUGCUGUUCCAGAAUCUACAUUGACGACUUGCCUAGAAAAAUUCUUGUAGAGCUGUAUUUUGGGGCUUCAAACUCUGUUUAAUCGUCAUCUGCCGACUUCAAAUAAUUGCUUUAUUUUAA
Messenger RNA from Salvia hispanica, 658 nucleotides. RefSeq lists its product as uncharacterized. Gene Ontology annotation, molecular function: protein-disulfide reductase activity. The record is from RefSeq and is a predicted model, not a curated record. Gene Ontology annotation, cellular component: cytoplasm. Lineage: Eukaryota; Viridiplantae; Streptophyta; Magnoliopsida; Lamiales; Lamiaceae.